CCGAAUGCCCUCAGAACCCCGCCCUCCUCCUGACCAAUGCGGUGAAAGGGUCUAUAUGACUUAGCCCUGUGUGCAGCAGGUGACCGAGCCCCGCCCUUUUCCUCCCGGCCCACCAGUUGGGGCCAGACUUGAAGAGGACUAGCCUAGAACCAAAAGCGCCACCGCAACCUAAGCCGAGCCAAUGUUGGGUAUCAGAUCCAACUAGGAGAAAGUCCCACCUCCAAUGGAAACUCUUAUAGUUAGGGGAGCCAAUAAGGAAAGAACGUUCACGCCGACUAGAGGGAAACCAACGGAGUGGAAAAUUGUCCCUGCGUUUUCAGAAGCCAAUGGGAUGAAAAGAUUCCGCCUCUAAAGUGGCGGCAGAACCAAUGGGGGUGAAUCAUGCCCAGGAGCGCGCUCCAAUGGGACUGCAGGGCCGCCCGUGGGCGGAGCCAAUGGCCGCAGCUCACUGGAUGCUUGGCUGCCCGCCUCCGUGCUGCCGCGGAGCCGAGUGCUGGCCGACCUUCCGCGGCUCCGGGAAGAUGGCUGCGGCCGUAGUGCUGGCCGCCGGGUUGCGCGCGGCGCGCAGAGCCGUGGCGGUCGCGGGGCCGUGGGGGGCGCAGGUCCGAAGAGCUGCAGGUGUGACUGAUGGGAAUGAAGUGGCCAAGGCCCAGCAGGCAGCUCCUGGGGGAGCAGCCCCAACCAUCUUCUCCCGGAUCCUGGACAGAAGCCUCCCAGCUGAUAUUCUAUUUGAGGACCAGCAGUGUCUCGUGUUCCGUGAUGUGGCCCCUCAGGCUCCUGUGCACUUCCUGGUCAUUCCUAAGAAGCCCAUUCCUCGGAUUAGCCAGGCUGAAGAAGAAGACCAGCAGCUUCUAGGACACCUACUUCUUGUGGCCAAGAAGAUAGCAAAGGCUGAGGGCCUGGGAGAUGGAUACCGACUUGCUCCAUUUCAGUGAUCAAUGAUGGAAAGCUGGGCGCACAAUCUGUAUAUCACCUGCAUAUUCACGUACUUGGGGGCCGACAGCUCCAGUGGCCUCCAGGUUGAACCUACAAACUGACCAAGGAUCUCAGACCUGGAUGCUUGGAUGGGGAAGGGAAGAAGGGACUCUGUGAUGCUAAUAAACCUGCUCUCCCUCAA
Microcebus murinus (gray mouse lemur) is the source of this 1117-nucleotide messenger RNA. Lineage: Eukaryota; Metazoa; Chordata; Mammalia; Primates; Cheirogaleidae. The record is from RefSeq and is a predicted model, not a curated record.